CCACGUCCUCCAAGGAUGUCACUUUCAGAAUUGAGGGAAAUCCCUUCUUUGAACUUCAGCCGAAUGGAUCUUUUCGACAAACUGAAUGAGGAGCUUGAGACGCAUAUUUCUCGGUCAUCGAAGUCUCUGGCAGGUGUCAAAGGUGAGAGAAGGUCCGGAACGCGCCGUUCGUCGCUUCUGCAGCCAGCAUCGACUAGCGAGAUUCGCGAGAGGUACACCAGCUUCUUCACUGACCCAGAUGACUCGGAACUGCUCGAAAACUCUACUACUGAGGCCCUUGACACAGAUAAUCGAAAUCAAACACUCCGGAACAACCAGAAUGAUGCAGACACCGUGUCCACCAGAUCUUUUGCCCGAUCUGUCAGACCAAUCUCUACACAGCAAAUGAUAGGCAUGACUUCGGAGGUCAAUCGUCUCCCAGUCCCCUCUGUGGCCGCUCUUUCAGAACGUCUGUCAACACUGCUACCUACAAUCAAGCAUUUGCAUAUCGACUGUGCCCCUGGAGACCAGACAGCGAUGAACGACGCCAUUGACAGGAUACACCACCUCGGACGAUCUGAUGGCGAGGCUGCUCCACUCCUACGAUCCUCUACGGGACUCCAUCAGCUAGCCGCCAUUGCAGACAACAUUGCUACGAACGGCACGCACGAUUCUGCUCUCCUUGAAGUGCAGAAGAAUGGACGAUUGAUGAAAGAGCUCCCACCACUGCCGGAAGAUAGCGAGAAGUUCUCGCUGAGCGACUCUGGUCUUGACCGUAACACUACCCUCAUUACUGAUGGCUUGACCAGUAUAUCGGAGCUUGAGCCACCAAAGCCUGCCCUGCUCCGCGGCAAGUCUCUCAGCGGUAUCAACAGCAAAGACGAGGACCUAUAUCCUGGGUUCGCAUCUAGACACUCUCUUGUUCUGUCGACCCAGAAUCUAAGACCUUGGAAUCUUGAUGAGAACUACCCUUGGUGUGGUAACAGCCCUGGCAUCAAGAUCGACUUCCCUACACCGGUACUCCGCCGUCAUUCCUCUCCACCCAAACUCGUGAACAGACAAAGUCGAGGUUCUGCUCAGACCAAGAGCGAGACCGAGGAAACUUUGGACCCAGACAGCACUCUUCCAUCAUCACCCAUAGUAUCCAACCCCGAAACUGUCACUCCCACUGUUCUGACAAUUCACGACCGCAAGUCGUCCAAAAAGUCACUGAUUGGAUCCCUGUCUCGUCGCAUUGGACUCAACACUCGUGUCCAGUCAGGCAACAGCGCUCGAGAAAGUGGUCUCGCGGAGAGAGCUAGCCCUGGCGACAGAUAUCCAUACACAAGCUUGCAAUCCCCUCACACGCUUAACAUGGAAGUGCGAUCGUUCUUCUCAGAUUCUACGGAAGAAGAGCACGAUGAAGAGAGACGCGGUUCCUUCCGCAAACAAAUCACCUCGUUUCGAGCCAAAUCGUCGAGAGUUCCAAACGGACAUGCUUCUGUGCCCUACUCACAGUCGUUGGAUAUUCACCGUGGCCGAUCUCUAGAUCAGUACGGACGACCUUCGCAGGCCCACACCACCGGCUCGCUCUAUGACGACCGCUUCGCAGAGCCUGUUGCACCUCAAAACUACGAUGGCAUGGUCGGCAUGGGCCGCGUCGAGUUCAGGGUCAAGCGUGUCGCAGAACGUCUGAGACACAUGUGGUUGAAGGGUGGUGAGAUGAUCCGUUCUCUCAGCCAGCGCAGUCGUCCAACGAAGAGGCAGCACAGGGAAAGAGAGAUUGAAGUCGACAACUGGCUUGCGGAUAGCCUCUACUCCCGCGAUUGAGAUAGUGAACAUAUUGGUAUGGACUGAGUGGGUUGAAGGUUAUUCAUCGCAUUCAUGUGCAAUAUGUCUAUACGCUACAUAGUACCUUUCGAGACAGGGCAGGGAAGACUGGACGGCACCACGAGACCACGAACCAGUAAAGGAUAUACAGCAUCUGUACAUAGCAUCUUCAGAAUGAAAACAAGCAUCUCAAAAAAUGGCCAUUCCGUAUGCUAAGCUCUGCCAUCCCUGCCCUCUAUCCAUAGGUUAAGCAGAGCAACAACAGGCCGCAUCAGGGCACAAUCAUAUCUCGAACCAAAAGACCCAACGCAGAGAG
Molecule: messenger RNA, 2104 nt
Organism: Aureobasidium subglaciale EXF-2481
Lineage: Eukaryota; Fungi; Ascomycota; Dothideomycetes; Dothideales; Saccotheciaceae
Exons: 1
Coding region: 16-1788 (590 amino acids)
Source: RefSeq, a predicted model, not a curated record